AUCUAACAAUUAAAAAUAAUAAUAAUAAUAAUAAUAAUAUCGAUUACCAUGAAAUCCCUUGAACUUUUGUUCUUCUUGCCAUGUCUAUGUCGCGUCUUCUUCUUCAUCUUCUUCAUCUUCAAAGAUCUCAUGUCUACUGUUGCAGUUGCAGAUCAGUUAGAAACUUACAUUGUCCAUAUGGACAUAUCUUCCAUGCCCAAGCCCUUCUCUUCUCAUCACAACUGGUAUUUGUCGAUGCUCGCGUCGAUAUCCGACGACGAGACGGCCGCGGCAUCGAAGCACAUCUACACCUACACGAACGCCGUCACCGGGUUCAGCGCUGUGCUCUCGCCGUCGGAACUCGACGGCGUGACGCGCUUCCCCGGGUACGUCUCUUCGGUGAAAGAUCGACCGGUCGAGAUCGAUACGACCCACUCGUACGAAUUCCUCGGCCUUGAUGAUAAAGGGGGUCAGAUAGAGUGUCUGGAUUUUGGAUAUGGCUGGGAUGUGAUCGUCGGGGUAGUGGACACUGGAAUUUGGCCGGAAAAUGAGAGCUUUAAAGAUGACGGGAUGCGCGAGGUCCCUUCGCGGUGGAAAGGCGCGUGCGAGUCGGGUGCGAACUUUAGCCAGAGCUCGUGCAACAAGAAGCUCGUCGGCGCGCGGUAUUUUAAUAAAGGGCUACUCGCAAAGUAUCCGAACUUGACUAUCUCGAUGAACUCGAGUCGCGAUACGGAAGGGCACGGGACGCACACUUCGUCGACCGCCGCCGGGAGUUGCGUGGACGGCGCCUCGUUCUUCGGAUACGCCUCCGGGACGGCAAGGGGCGUCGCGCCGAAGGCGCGCAUCGCCAUGUACAAGGCUUUGUGGGACGAAGGGUCGUCUUCUUCGGAUAUCGUCGCGGCAAUAGAUUCCGCGAUAUCGGAUGGGGUCGACGUCUUGUCCUUAUCGUUCGGAAUCAACAGGGUGCCAUUGUACGACGACCCCGUGGCUAUAUCGACAUUUUCCGCGAUGGAGAAGGGCAUUUUUGUCGCAACGUCGGCCGGGAACGACGGGCCAGAGGACGGGACGUUGCACAAUGGGAUACCUUGGGUUCUCAACGUCGCCGCGGGCACGAUGGAUCGGGAAUUUCGCGGGAUCUUGACACUAGGAAAUGACGUUUCGGUCGUCGGGUUAUCGGUAUAUAUAGGGAAUUACUCGUCUGUUCAACUCCCGAUCGUUUACGUUCCCGAUUGCCGUGAUAAGAGCUCGUUAAAGGCCGGGAAGCACAAAAUCGCCGUGUGUUUGGAUACCGACGGCAUAUGGACGGAGCAAGCUUAUUACGCCAAGAACGCCAAGCUCGGCGGCGCCGUGUUCAUAACAAACGCGACUGAUAUAUCCUCCCCCGUCGACGCAUCGCUUCCGUACGUCAUUCUCGACUUCGACGAAGGCGGAAAAGUUUUCGAUUACUUACAAAAUUACCCGAAGAAGCCUACCGCAAGAUUUAAGUUCCGGAAAACGGCGCUCGGGGUUAAGCCGGCUCCGAAACUAGCGAGCUAUAGCUCGAGAGGUCCGUCGAAAAGUUGCCCCGUCGUGCUCAAGCCCGAUGUAUUGGCUCCCGGCGACCUGAUUCUAGCCUCGUGGCCACCCAACAUACCCGUCGCUGUCGUCGACGCGCCGGCGGGAAAUCUCUCAAAUACCUUCAACGUAGCGUCGGGAACGUCGAUGGCAUGCCCACAUGCGGCGGGCAUCGCCGCCCUUUUAAAAGAGGCCCACCCGGGUUGGAGCCCGGCCGCCGUCCGAUCCGCCAUGAUGACGACGGCGUAUACGACGGACAACGCCGGCGCUCCGAUAAAAGACGUCGGCUCGAAGAAUGCGGCGGAGGCGGCGGGACCGUUCGGGAUCGGCGCCGGCCACGUCGAUCCGAUCAAGGCGUUGCGGCCGGGGCUCGUUUACGACGCGACGUCGCGAGAUUACGUCAAUCUUUUAUGCGGAUUAAAAUUCAGCGUGAAUCAGAUCAAAACGAUCGUUCGGACAGUGCCGAUCGACUGCUCGGCGCCGUCGCUCGACCUCAAUUAUCCAUCGUUCGUCGCUUACUUUAACUCGAAUUCGAGUGUAAGAGAAUUUGCGAGAACUUUGACUAAUGUUGGGGACGCCAACUCGGUAUACGCGGCGAAACUGAGUAAAAUGAGAGGUUUAAAAGUCAGCGUUUUGCCCGAAAGAUUAGUGUUCGAAGAAAAACAUGAGAAGAAAAGUUACAGGCUGAGAAUCCAACUGAAGAAGCCGAUGAAGAAGGAUUAUUCUGUGGUGUACGGGUCGUUGACUUGGGUUGACUUAGCCGCCAAAUUUAGUGUAAGAAGUCCCAUUGUGGCCACCAAUUUAGUACCAUGAUCGUCAUCAUGAUCGUAUGUAUAUGUCAUUUACAGUAAUUUAUUUCGACACGACCUAACCUAAGACAUAUAAAACAACGAAUCAUGUGUUUAUUUUUAUUUUAUUUUAUUUUAAUAACUGUUAUUUUUCAAGUA
This is a messenger RNA of Andrographis paniculata, 2480 nucleotides long. Its product is annotated as subtilisin-like protease SBT3. The transcript has a single exon. Gene Ontology annotation, molecular function: serine-type endopeptidase activity. The coding region runs from base 49 to 2346 and encodes 765 amino acids. The record is from RefSeq and is a predicted model, not a curated record. Lineage: Eukaryota; Viridiplantae; Streptophyta; Magnoliopsida; Lamiales; Acanthaceae. Gene Ontology annotation, biological process: proteolysis.